This is a messenger RNA of Fundulus heteroclitus (mummichog), 3057 nucleotides long. RefSeq names its product adhesion G protein-coupled receptor E1. Gene Ontology annotation, cellular component: membrane. Gene Ontology annotation, biological process: adenylate cyclase-activating G protein-coupled receptor signaling pathway; cell surface receptor signaling pathway. The transcript is spliced from 18 exons. Lineage: Eukaryota; Metazoa; Chordata; Actinopteri; Cyprinodontiformes; Fundulidae. Gene Ontology annotation, molecular function: calcium ion binding; G protein-coupled receptor activity. Bases 307 to 2652 code for a protein of 781 amino acids. The record is from RefSeq and is a predicted model, not a curated record.
GAGAGAAGGGGUGGGGAAUCAACAGAGGGUGAAGUGUGCUCAGACUGAAAGUCUGAAUCAGUAAGAAAGUAAGCUGGUGAAGGUUCGCUGUUGAUUUUCUUGAUUUAUAAGAAACACAUCGCCGCCUGAAAGGACAGAUCUUCUCAAGGCUCAGUCCUUUCUCUCUGUUCUGGAUACCCUGAGGGACUUGGACUACUGAUCAAACUUUUGUGAGAGGAUCUAAGCUCUGUGUUUCAGCUGAAGUCCAUCGCUAUUUGGCGUAUAUCUGGAGAAGUCCUCCGUGUGUGUCCGUCGUUUGCCUCUGACAUGGGGUUUGGGAAGGAGCUGCUGAUUCUGGGCUUCGUGUGUGCAUCGCUGAAACCUGUGCUUGGGUGUGAAUUUGGUUACCAAGCAAAUUAUGGUGAAAAUUGCACAGAUGUAGAUGAGUGUGCAGAUACACCUCCUAUAUGUGGGAAUAACUCAUGGUGCAACAACACCUUAGGCAGCUACUUCUGUAGUUGUGUUCCCGGGUUUUACAAUCCAAUAUUAAAAAGGACUUUCAACUUCACGGCUGAGCAGGGAGAGUGUCGUGAUGUUAAUGAAUGCCUUGAAAAUACUGCAAACUGUGGUCCUCAUGCCUCAUGUAAAAACCUGAUCGGAAGCUAUGAAUGCAUCUGCCAGUCUGGGUACAAAAAGACAAGCACCAACGGCAGCUCUGGACACUGCGAAGAUUUUGAUGAAUGCUUUGAAAAAAUAGCAAACUGUGGUCCUCAUGCCACAUGUAAAGACCUGAUCGGAAGCUAUGAAUGCUCCUGCAACUCUGGGUACGAAAAGACAAGCGCCAACAACAGCUCUGGACACUGCGAAGACAUAGACGAAUGCAUGGAAGCCCAAAAGAAAAAGGAGGACAUUUGUGGAGAGAAAGGCACUUGUAUAAACCUCGAUGGGAGUUAUCGAUGCAAAUGUGAAGAAGGAUACACCGCUUAUGGCAACGAAAGAACCCGGUGCUCUGAGCUGGAGUGUGACAGCUUUAGUGGGGACAGCUCUCCGGCAAAGUCACUUGGAGGUCUGGCAGACAUAUUGUCCAUGAUGAAAAACAGCUGUUUGGCUCUGUCUGGCGGUGGGAAGGCUGACGGAGAUGCGCUACUCGAGAAACUUUUGACAGCGGCUGACACAAUCCUGACCCCUGGAGAUCUGGAAAGCGGUAAAGAUGUGAGCGGGCUGCUCAGCACCGUGGAGAAGUCAAUUUUACUCAUUGGUCCUCAGAUGAAAGGCAACGGCACCAAAAUGGAGACCCAAGAGAUGGAGGCAGAAAUUGCAGUAAGAAGAGGAAUUACCCCUCCAACUGGACCGAUCCAUCUGACCAGUGAACAUGCUCAUCUCAACACCGACUGGUCGACCGCAGCCGGCACAGGCUCAUACCCCGGUUUUGCUCUGGCUGCAUUGCUGAGCUACAAGAAUCUUGGGGCAUCUGUGAACCGAUCAUUUGAAGACCUGAAAGAAAAAGAAAAAGAUGCUCUUUCCUUCCAGGUUUUCUCCAAAGUCGUCUCUGUUGUGGUUUCCAACCCGUCAACUCAGAACCUGAGCACGCCUGUCAACAUAACAUUCAGUCAUUUAGAGGGUAUAAAGCAGAACCCUGAGGCGAGGUUCAUCUGUGCGUACUGGAAUGAGAGAGGCGUCUGGUCCCCACAUGGUUGCUCCCAGGAGCAGUCCAAUGCCACACACACCGUGUGUUCCUGUGGACAUCUAAGCAGCUUUGCUGUACUGAUGGCCCUUUAUCCCAUGAAGCCCAGUUUUGAACUCCAGCUGCUGACCAAGAUCGGCCUGACCAUCUCCCUGGUUUGUCUUGUGCUGAGCAUCCUGACCUUCAAGUUCUGCCGCUCCAUUCAGGGGACACGCACCACCAUCCACCUGCACCUCUGCAUCUGCCUUCUGGUGGCCGACCUCGUCUUCUUGGUUGGGAUUUCUCGAACUAGACCCGAGGGCGGCUGCAAGUUUGUUGCUGCAAUGCUCCAUUUCUUCUUCUUGGGUGUAAUGACCUGGAUGCUUUUAGAAGGAGUCCAGCUGUACCGAAUGGUCGUCCUGGUGUUCAACGCCACCAUUCGGCCCGUCUACCUGUACAUCACUGGUUACGGGGUCCCGCUUGGAAUCGUUAUCUUGUCUGCCAUCAUCAGACCAGGGGGCUACGGCACUGACAACCACUGCUGGCUGUCCCUGGAGCAUGGCCUGAUCUGGAGCUUCUUUGGCCCCGUGUGCUUCAUCAUCGUCCUGAAUAUCUUCUUCUUCCUCGUCACUGUCUGGAAGCUUGCCCAGAAGUUUGCCACCCUCAACCCAGACCUCUCCAAGCUGCACAAAAUCAAAGCGUUCACAGUCACCGCCAUCGCCCAGAUGUGCAUACUGGGACUGAUGUGGGUUUUCGGGGCCUUCUUGUUCAGUGAGGGCACGACAGCGGUCGCAUAUAUUUUCACCAUCCUCAACAGCCUGCAGGGCGCCCUGGUCUUCAUCAUGCAUUGCCUGCUGUCUAAACAGGUGAGAGAUGAGUACGUUCAGUUCCUGUCCUGCAUCUGCACGCCACAAAAGAAGAGAUACUCAGACCUCAGCAGCACCAAUCCCUCCAGCAGUCAAUCACAAGGUUCCCGGAGUGGGCAGAUCACAGGAGAAUCCCAAAUAUGAAGAGCUUUAUCGUUUUUCUCUCUGCCUCAUGGACAGAAAAUCACUUCUUUAGACUGUUAAGACAAAGAUUGUCAUGGUUCAAAUCAUCAAGAAAUUUAUUUUUUUUCCUUUUGUCGUUAGCCUGCAUUUCAGUCUUUUAUAAAUAAUUGAUCUUCCAACCUGCCGCCGCAGACCCGUCAAAGAGCAGCAACAAAAGCUGUGCGAUGAGUGAUCUGUUAUUUAGAAAGGAGACAUAAUUGCUGUAAAACAGAAAGAUGUUGAGCAACAGCAUCGGGUGAUUUGACCUUUUUGAAACUUGAGUUGAGGGUUAUCAGACUGUGAAUUGUGAAAACUAAGCCCUCCAACUCAGCACCUGAUCAGCUUAGAGGGACCAUGACGAAGAAAAAAAAAGUCAAAACAAAAGAU